This is a messenger RNA of Pieris napi, 2808 nucleotides long. It is a transcript of the gene gly, whose product is annotated as alpha-1,3-mannosyl-glycoprotein 2-beta-N-acetylglucosaminyltransferase. Gene Ontology annotation, cellular component: Golgi apparatus. Gene Ontology annotation, molecular function: alpha-1,3-mannosylglycoprotein 2-beta-N-acetylglucosaminyltransferase activity. The transcript is spliced from 9 exons. Gene Ontology annotation, biological process: protein N-linked glycosylation. Lineage: Eukaryota; Metazoa; Arthropoda; Insecta; Lepidoptera; Pieridae. Bases 290 to 1612 code for a protein of 440 amino acids. The record is from RefSeq and is a predicted model, not a curated record.
GAAUUGUGAUGAAUGAUAUUUUGUUUAAUUAAUUUUUUUGCUUGUGGGUUGUAACUUUAAAUUUUGUAGGAAAAAUAUUUAAAAUAAAUUCACAAAAAGUGUAUAAUAUCAGUGCUAUUUCAACUAUCGGAUCGUCAUAUACAGACAAUAGAAUAAAUGUGGCUAUUCCUAGAUAAAUAUUUUUUCGUGAAAUGUUGAUAAUUAUUUACCACAUUGAGUGUCGAUAUCGCAAAACACGGACGUUUAUAACUUCUAACGCUUAUCUGAAAUAAUUAGAAAAACGUGUACAAUGCGUGUAAACUUACGCAAAUUUUUAAUUAUCGGCAUAUGUGUAAUAUGUGCUUGGCUUCUGUUUUCAUACACUACCUAUAUACUUUCAUAUUUUUCGGUUCCUAAAGUCAGUUCUAAAAAAUCAUUAGUUGAAUUGGAAACUAAACUGGAAAAAUUACAAGUACAGUUAGAUAAUGAUGUGAGUUGGAGUAACAAAUUAUUAAAUAAAAUGAAAAAUCAUUUGAAAAAGCAAAAUGAAAAACAAUUUGUGGUUGAACAGGAUAGUAGUAUUGACAUUAAAAGUUUAAAUCCAAUCCUUCCAGUAUUAGUGAUUGCUUGUGACAGAAUAACGGUGAAGCGGUGUUUAGAUAAUUUAGUUAAAUUUAGACCGGAUAAAGAAACUUUCCCAAUUAUAGUUAGUCAGGAUUGCGGUCACAAUGCGACGUACCAAAUGAUAAAGUCUUACACAGAUUUGGACCCAACGAUAUCGGUGGUGCAGCAGCCGGACCUCUCAGAAAUACCGCUGACACGAGCCAAAGCUAAAUUCAAAGGGUAUUUUAAAAUUGCGCGCCAUUACCGAUUCGCCUUGAAUUACAUAUUCCGACAUUUGGGACACGAAGCUGUGAUUAUUGUUGAAGAUGAUUUGGAUAUAUCACCGGACUUUUUUGAAUAUUUUCUCGGGACCUAUCCGUUAUUAUUAAGAGAUCCAAGUAUAUGGUGUAUAUCAGCAUGGAACGACAAUGGAAAGAAGGAAUUGAUAGAUAUAAAUCGUCCAGAACUCCUUCACAGAACUGAUUUCUUCCCGGGGCUGGGCUGGAUACUGAGGAGUGAGACCUGGGACCAGUUGGAAACUAAAUGGCCUGAGGCGUUUUUUGACGACUGGCUCAGAGAUCCGCGGAAUACCGAAGGUCGAUCGUGUAUUAGACCCGAAGUGUCGAGGACUUACUCGUUUGGAAAGGUUGGAGUGAGUAAAGGUCUAUUCUUCGAUCUCCACUUGCGAUAUAUGCAGCUUAAUGGCGAAUUUGUCGAAUUUACAAAAUUGAACCUGACUUAUCUCAUCAAAGACGUAUACGACGACAACCUAACAUCACUGGUUGCGUCACUGCCGGAGUCCACAGCCGAGGAUGUGAUAAUGGGCUAUGGAACUGGUCCAGUUCGGGUCGUGUACAGUAACGCUAAGAGUUACCAGCGAGCAGCUAAGAAACUUGGGUUGAUGGACGAUUUUAGGAGCGGAAUACCUCGGACGGCUUACCGUGGUAUUGUGACAUGUUUUAUUAAAGGACGUCGUGUAUAUUUGGCCCCGAGCUAUGAAUGGACAAAAUACGACCCAAAUUGGGGCUAACACUGGUAACGGCUCAUCAUUUAUUGAUAAAAUGAUCUAUUGAGCCUUUUAAACUUAAAUGUAUAUCAGAAUAUACAGGCCAAUCAAAUGUGUCAGGAACUUAAUAGUACAGUGUGAUGAUGGACCACUUCCGGAAAUAAUCGCGGGUUAUUUGGAAAUUGUAAUUUAUAAAAAUUGUUUUUUUUAGAUUUAUGCAUUUUUUUAAAUAACAUUCCAUCAAGCUAUUUAAAUGAAGUAUUGUUUUAACUACAUUCGCGUUAGAAUGACGUUCACGUCAUGAUUCGAGCAGCUGACAUUUAAAUUUGUAUCACCAUGUUAUGACAUAUAACUUACUCUGUGGAAGUCCUAGUUUAAUUUCCAGUAAAUCUAGAUACCAGGCCAUAAACUCAAGAAAAAAAUCCAGUAGUCUGGUGUAAACAAGCGCAAAAAUGCCAGUCCUUGUCAAACACAUCUUAGGUGUGUUUGUAGUAAAUAAACUUCAUGUGAAUAGGACUUCUAGAAUUAAUUAUAAUAUGUACAAUUUGAUUUUUUAAUUUUCUUGGCUUUCAAAAGCAAAAAUAAAAAUAUAUCCUUAUUGUUUAUGGUAAAUAAAAGCUACUCCUGAAUAGUUAUAAUGCACCAAAACCAUGAAAUGCCAGAAUGCAUUUUUUAAAUGUUAAACAUACUGUUAAGUAAUUAAUAAAGCAAUCCUUUGACGAUUUACUAAAUGUAUAUUAAUAUAAUAAAGACUGUGAUGUGUAUUGUAUAUAAAUUAAUAAUAUAUUGCAUUUUAAUUUUAAAGCGGGCUAGUUGUCAAAACUAUAUUUACAUACUGUAGAUAUUCUCAUUUGUAAUAUAAUAUACAAACUGAAUAUUAUGUAUAAUGAAUUUCAAUUUAAGAUUAUCUGUGAAGGAUUUGAUUUUGUAAAAAAGGUUUUAUUUUAUUUAUUGUAGUUAAUGUAACAAGGCUGUAUAUGUCUGCUAAUUCACCAUUACAAAAUAGUUUUAUCUGAUUUGUAUUUUGCGUCUAAAAUCAGUAUUUUGUGAUAAGUUAUUUUUUUUAUUCCUAGUACAAAUUUUCCUUUCUAGUACUUAAAAUUGUUUCUUAUAUCGUUGUCUAUCUUUUGUGUUAAAUUGCAGUGGGUAAAAAUGAGAUUCUUGUUUUUUCGCCUAACUGUAAAUAUUGUUUUUUUGAAAUAUACCUAAUUUGAUAACUA